Olea europaea var. sylvestris is the source of this 4517-nucleotide messenger RNA. RefSeq names its product putative disease resistance protein At3g14460. Gene Ontology annotation, molecular function: ADP binding. The transcript has 4 exons. The record is from RefSeq and is a predicted model, not a curated record. Gene Ontology annotation, biological process: defense response to other organism. Bases 80 to 3922 code for a protein of 1280 amino acids. Lineage: Eukaryota; Viridiplantae; Streptophyta; Magnoliopsida; Lamiales; Oleaceae.
UGACCAGUAGUCGACUUUCAUUCUCUCUUUCAUUCAUCUCUUUGAUCUCCUGCUUCCUGUCUUACAAAAAAAGAUAACAAUGGCUAUCGUCGAAGUUUCUCUAGAUCCAAUUCUCUCUGCUUUGCUUGAGAAGCUGGCCUCUGGUGAGCUGCUGAAAUUUCUGCGUCGCAUUGGAAUAGAUGCCCAGAUGAAAGGAUGGCGUAGAACUUUGUUGAUGAUCCAGGCUGUGCUUACUGAUGCUGAAAACAGGCAAAUAACAAGCCAACCUGUGAAAGAGUGGCUGAACAAUCUGGAAGAUUUGGCUUAUGAUCUUGAAGACUUCGUGGAUGAGUUGAAUACUGAAGCUUUGCAGCGCAAAUUAAGGAAAAACAAAGGUAGCUCCAAUAUGGCAAAAUGGCUCAUCCCCAAUAAUCUUUCUUACAUUGAUUUCAUGUUUAAUCGCCGGAUUGCUUCCAAGCUAAAAGAAAUUAGUUUUCUAUUGGAAGAUAUAUCCAAAAAUAUCGAAGUUCUCAGUUUAGGGGAGAAUGUGUGGGUGAGGCCUUUUGAAAGAUUGCGAACUUAUGCAAGAGUUCCAACAACUUCGUUUAUCGCAGAAUCAGAAGUUUAUGGAAGAGCAAAGGACAGAGAGCAAAUACUCAAAAUCUUAGUUGGUGUUGAAUCAAAUGAUAGUCAAAUAACUGUGGUACCAAUUAUUGGCAUGGGAGGUGUCGGCAAAACAACUCUUGUCCAACUAGUAUAUAAUGAUGAAAGAUUGAAGGACAAGUUUGAUCUGAAGGCAUGGGUUUGCGUUUCAGUUGAAUUUGAUGCUGUAAGAGUAACAAAAUGCGUUCUUGAGUUAGUUUCUGGUGAAAGGUGUGAUUAUGAAGAUUUUCCCACACUUCAGAGCAAACUAAAGGAUAUCCUUUCAAACAAGAAAUUUCUGGUAGUUUUAGAUGAUGUAUGGAAUGAAUAUUAUGACGAUUGGGACAUCCUACGCCGUCCUUUUCUUGCUGGAAAACCUGGAAGCACAAUCAUCAUUACCACUCGACAAGAAAGAGUGGCCAAAAUCAUGUCUGGAAUUCCAGCAUACCUUCUGAAUCAGUUAUCAGAGGGCGAUGCAUUAUCAUUGUUAGCUCGACAUGCAUUUGGAGCUAAAACUUUUGACCGACAUCCAGAUUUAAUAGAGAUUGGCAAGUCUAUGGUAAGAAGAUGUAAGAUGUUGCCCCUGGCAGUAAAGGCCCUUGGGAGAGUUCUUUGCAACACAGCAGGUCGUGAAGAAUGGGAAGAGGUGUUGAAAAGUGAGAUCUGGAUGGAUGAAGAAAAGAGUGAAAUUCCUCCUGCUCUAAAACUGAGUUAUCACUAUCUUCGUCCGGAAUUGAAAAGAUGCUUUGCUUACUGUGCGCUCUUUCCCAAGGACUAUAUGUUUGAAAAGUUGCAUCUAGUGCACUUUUGGAUGGCGGAAGGUCUUGUGCAGGAAUUUGUGAAAGAUAGGUUAAUUGAAGAUGUAGGUAGUCAAUAUUUUGAUGAACUGUUGGAUAGAUCAUUCUUCCAACAAUCAAGUACCAAUUCUUCAUGCUUUGUGAUGCACGAUCUCUUUAAUGAUCUAGCUAAGUUAGUUGCUGGUGAUAGAUGUUUGAGGAUGGAUGAUGCCCUCAAGGAAAAUCUUCCUAGUAAGAUUUCUCAAAAGGUCCAUCACUUGUCAUUCAAGCGCACUGGGUAUGACACUUAUCCUAGAUUUAGUUUUCUCAACAAAGUUAAAAAAUUGAGAACUCUUUUGUCACUACCUGUUGAUGCGUAUUCAAAUUACAUAUCACAAAGAAUUUUGCUUCACCUAUUACCAAAUUUGUACUGCUUAAGAGUGCUAUCCUUGAAUGGUUAUUCAAUUUAUGAGUUGCCAGAUUCUAUUGGUGAUUUAAGACAUCUACGAUACCUAGGCCUUGCUCAAACUUUACUGAAGUGGUUGCCUGAAUCUGUGAGCACCCUUAUCAACUUACAAGUGUUGAUUAUAAGAGGUUGUUGGAAUCUUACCAAAUUACCCACAAGCAUGGAAAAUCUUAUUAAUCUUCGGCAUCUGGACAUUGCAGCUACUCCUAAAUUACAUGAAAUGCCUCAUGGAAUUGCUCAACUAACAAGUUUGCGAACGUUAACUAAGAUGACUGCAAGUGAAAGUAAAGGAAUGGGGUUAAAAGACUUGGGCAAUUUAUCAUUUCUACAAGGUGAAAUUUCUAUCGAGGAAUUGCAGAAUGUUGUGAAUGUUCAAGAAGCAAUGGAUGCGAGGCUAAUGGAUAAGCCAGGCCUUAACAAAAUAAGGCUGCAAUGGAAUGAAGUCUUUGAUGAUUCCCGGAAUAAAUUCUUUGAAUUGGAUGUGCUUAAUGCAUUAAAGCCCCAUGAAAACUUAUCAACACUUGAAAUUAAGUAUUUCGGGGGUAUGAAUUUCUCUAAUUGGAUUGGAGAUUCAGCAUUCCUUAAGUUAGCAAAGGUAAGCUUCGAAUUUUGUGAAAAUUGCGUAACUUUGCCACCAUUAGGGCAACUACCUUUGCUAAGAGACUUGAGCAUUCGAGGCAUUCGUCAAGUGAAAUUGAUUGGAGCUGAAUUUUAUGGAAAUAGAGGCCAUGGAGAAUUACCUUUUCCAUCACUCAUUAGUCUGACUUUUGAGGACAUGUGUAACUGGGAGGAAUGGCUUGGAAUAGAAGGUGUUAUCGAACUUUCUCAGCUACGCAAAUUGAAGAUAAGUUGUUGUUCAAAAUUGGUGAGGCUUCCAAAUCUCUUACUGCCUUCCCUUUGUGAAUUAGAAGCUACAGAGUGUAAUGAGGUGGUCCUAAAUCAUAUGCAGAAUUUGGAAUCUUUAACCCAAAUACGAUUGACUAGAAUUUUUGGAUUAACUUCAGUUAUCAAUGCAUUUUUACAGUUUCCUUUUAAACUUGAAAGUUUUGAAGUUAUUGGAUGUGAUGAUCUUGAGACUCUAUUUCCAAGUGAUAGUACUGCACGAAACCUAGUCAACCUAAGAAAAGUAGUUGUUGAAAGUUGUCCUUCGCUAUUGUCCCUUCAAGAGAUUGAUGUUCUUCCUGAUCUUAGGACACUUACAGUAGAACAAUGCAGAGCUCUAGAGUGGUUGCCUACUAAAAUAUCUUGUCUUGAGGAGGUAUUUAUCAGAGAGUGUCCAUCUUUGAAGACAAUGAUGAACCUACAGGAUUGCAGCACCUCACUCUCAUCUCUUUUUGUUAAGCAUUGGGUGAAUUUGAAUUUAACAAAUUUACUAGGCUCCGGCCACAAUUACGGAAGUCUCACUGAACUAUACAUAUGGUCUUGUGAUGGUCUAGAGUAUUUUCCACAUGGCGGCUUGCCCACGCCAAAUUUAAAAAUACUAAAUUUAAGAGGUUGUCAACAUCUCAAGUCCUUACCCGAUAGGAUGGAACUACUUUGGUCCCUUUUGUACCUGGAGGUGAAUUAUUGUUCUUCAUUAAUGGAAAUCUUUUCCCAAGAAAAUAGUCCCCCAAAUCUGUCUCACCUUGAUAUCAAAGAUUGCGGGAGGAAACUAAAGCCCCUGGGGGAGUGGAACCUACACAAACUCACCUCUCUUAAAAACUUCUGUUUUGGUGGAUGUCCGAAGCUGGUUUCCUUCACUAACAAUGCUGACAAAGAACAAUGUGUGCUUCCUCCAUCUCUAAUUCAGUUGGAGUUGGUUGACCUGCCAAAUCUGACAACCCUAUCAAAGGACUUCCAAAACCUCACCUCUCUCCAACAACUACGCAUCUAUAGAUGCCCAAAGCUUGUGGCAUUGCCUUUGGAAGACCAGCUUCAAAAGCUUUCGAGCCUUUGGAUUCGAGACUGCCCACUUAUUAAGAAACGGUGUUUGAGGAACAAAGGAAAGUACUGGCCCAUCAUUGCUGACAUUCCCGACGUCGAAAUUGAUUUUUAUUCCAUCUAUGAUUCAUUUCCGUGAAUUCAAUUGCACGAGGCAUUUUCUGAUUACUUGAAAGAACGUGAGAUGGAAUGAAGGUGCCUCUUCUAUUAGAUCUUAAAUUCAGAUGAUGUGAUGAUUAUUGAUAGUGUUAAAGAUUACUCACCAGAUUGCUGAAAUGAUAGGGUUGAGAAGUGACACUGAAUUUCUCCAAGCUUUCGUACGCACUAUCACAUAAGUUGACGUCUCUCUAUAUGGCAGCAUAUGAGCCAUCAGGUAGACAUGUUCAACUGAGGUUUCUGGGCAAUCAUUGGCAACUUCAUCUCAAGACAGCUCCCAUUUCAAUCCUUAUCAUACGACAUGGAUCACUGCACCCAGUGUAGCAUUGUCUGGGAUGACAAAGGUAAAAUCCUUAUUAUGGUUUAGGAUGUUGUCAUCCCCCCUGAAUCACCGUUUGUUUUUCAGAUUGAGUGCAGUGGCUUUUAUUGAUUUUUCACCGAGAAAAAUACUUCAAAUUACUUGAACAGUUAGCCUCGUAUGUAUUGGUUAACUAGUCUUGUGUUUUUUUUGUAUGCAUUUUUUAUUUUUAUUUUUUGUUUAUUACUUUUGUUUGAUGCUAUAGCUAUCUGUGAUUAAU